This is a messenger RNA of Sciurus carolinensis (gray squirrel), 4143 nucleotides long. Its product is annotated as spermatogenesis-associated protein 31E1-like. NCBI's taxonomy places the organism in Eukaryota, Metazoa, Chordata, Mammalia, Rodentia, Sciuridae. The coding region runs from base 1 to 4143 and encodes 1380 amino acids. The record is from RefSeq and is a predicted model, not a curated record. The transcript has 5 exons.
AUGGAGAUUUCUCUCUUCCCUCUGAAAAGCAUUAGCGCCACAUGGCUGGACCCCAGCUUCACCACUUGGGCAAUGGAUAUGAUCCUUGCUUUUGUGUGUGGACUGGGGAUCUUUCUCCUCUUAUUGCCCCGCCUCCAGGGUAAUCCUUCCUUUCCACCACCAAGGAAAAAGGAAAAACUCAGGAAGCAACCGAAGGUGAAGAAAGUGCGAUACAAGUGCAGGAAGUACAGUGGCACUCCAAAAGCUUCUGGCAGUCGCCUGAAGAAUGUGAUGGAGAUUCAGAAUCUAUUACUACUUCUGCAAAGCCUCAUAGGGAAGCUCUGGGACAAGGACAGUGUUCCUCAACUGUUACAUGAAGAUGCCCCAGGUGAGGAGUUCAAGCAAGGGCUUGCUGUAGCCCAGGAACCACCUCACCAACAUUUGGAAGAUCCUUCUCCUAUCACCUUGUCCCCAUUAGCUUCUCUAACUUCUCUAACCAAACACACUCUUCCUCUGGCCUCAUCCUUAUCAAAAGAACAUGAAGACCAGUCUGACUUGAAUAGAAUCCCACUGGACAUUGUCCCACAGAGUUCCCUUCCAGGUCACUCGUACUGGGCAUCCCUGAUCACAGCCAUCUCAGGGCUAGAUUGCAUAAGCUAUUCAAUUUCGUUCCUCUCCUGGUGGUGGGCAACUGCCAAGUUCUUAUUUUUCUCUACCUGGCUACAUGGAAAAUCUAAGGAAGAACAUCUUUUCCACCAUCCAUCAGACCCCACACUCUGGGUAGACCCCUCACGUUGGCAGGUAGAGUCUGGAGGCCUCUCUUUCAUCAAUUCUGAUGUCCAGACUUUACUAGAGAUGCUGAUAACCAAAAGAGUAGAACUAAAAAUGUGGAAGGAAAAUGCUAAAAAUGGAUCCUCUUUCAAACAAAUUAAUCCAGAUUACAGUGUGUAUUCUUUGGGAAACAUUUUGAAGUCACUGGGUGGCAAGAGAGAUACCAAUGCGCAAACUUUCUGGAACAUAAAAGGGAAACCAGAGCAGCCUCGUGAUUCUCAGGAUUUCUCUUACCACAAGGCCUUGGAGGGGCCUUUAGAGCAAAAAUACAGCCAGCUGUUCUGGGGCCUGCCCUCUCUGCACAGUGAGUCCCUGGUGGCUACUGCCUGGGUCUCUAAGAGGUCUUCCACUGCACAAUAUAAAGUUGUAGCAUUCAACAAAGUCUCUGAACCUCUCUCAGUUCAAUAUCAGAAUAAAGAACCUUCACAGCAUUCCCAGGAGGAGGCCCAAUCCCAACUUUUGGCACAAAACCUGUCUGCAUCUGUGGCUCAGGAUCAGACUUCAUAUUGUCUUCCAAACCUACCAUCUUCUUCUUCAUCCCCGAUUAAGACUGGUAUAACAACUUGCACUAAAUCUAAAAAGGAGGCACAGUCUUUCAUCCCAACUGAAGAUAAACGUGUGAAAUGUCCCUCGAAGAACAGAAUGAAAUGGAAGGAGGUCUUAUUCUCUGAGAUUCAAAAGACUCAGGAAGCCUAUAACCAGCUCACUCAAAACCUUCCCCAGGGAAGCUUGGUCUCCCAAACUUCUACCAGCCAGAAGCUACAGAAGAGACCACAGCAACACAUUCAAGGGAAGUUCAUCAGUGAUAAACAACAUCUUGAUCCUCCCUGCAGAUUUCUAGCAUCUCAAGAACAGAUGCAUCCUCAGGGUAAAUUUCUGGAGAAGGGUAAGUGCCAGAAAAAGGACAAGCCUGGACCUUCCCAGGCCACCCAAUCAGCACUUGAUGGUAGAAGCAGCACAGGUAUUCAGAAGAUGGAGUCCAAGCACUCUGAAGGACUCCAUACAAUGGGCUUGGUAACAUUCAAACUAGAUUCCCUAAGCAAGGGUGUAGAGCCAGAACAGCACAAGCAGCCAGUAGAUAUAUCCCGGAGUGCAGGAAGCACCUCGGUGAAGAUUCAGAAUGACAAUAAGGAGAAUUCAGAAAGUCACUUGAGGAGGACCAGGAAGGGUCUUUCAAAAAGUGACUCACCUACAGGUCCAGAGAAGGAGAGUCUGGAAAAAAUCCUGCAAGACCAUCUGAGCAGAAAGUCAGUGCAGAUCAGUGAGGGCAUGAUCCCUGUGUGUGUGCGUGGAUCCUGGCUUGCUGCCAACUAUGUUUUUCCAAAGUCCAACAUGCACACAAAACCCAUCCCCAUCCAGCUAGCCUCCUCCAAGGAUCAGCAAUCCUAUGUAAACACCUUCCAGGAGCUUUCAUUCCUCGAUCCAGGAACUUACCUGAUGCUAGAAACAGAUAUUAUGAGGUCUCGGGUGAGACACAGAUGGAGUCCAUACCUCCAGGCUCUUGAUCCAAUUAAUUGCAACUUGGGUGAGGUCCAGACCUCACCCCUUCCACAGCCUGCUUUUUCCUCCUCAGCCUCCCAUGACUCCAGGGCCAUUUCCAUAGCCAAGGUUGCUAAUCUCCUAGAAGAACUUCCUCAGAAAGGUCUAGGAAAGAGGGUAAUAAGAAAAAUUUCAUUUCCUACUUUGCAGAGUCCCUUUCCUGCUCCCUCACCUUCAGAGGUGCAGAGGACCUGGAAAGGAGUUCCACUGGGUGGCAGUCAUAAGACCUCAGAGGCCUGCAUGCCUUCUCAGGCCCAUACCUAUAGCUUUCUGAACCAGAGUAGAGUUAUUAUGGGGACUGGAAAAGCUAGCCUGGAGCCCAGUCCAAACCUGGAUAUGGUCAGGUAUGAGACAAGGAAAAAGAGUAAAAAUGUGGCCUCAGGAGAUCCACGUCACGGAGUGACAAAGCUGGAAAUUAAACUAGGGGCCCAAUCUGAAAAGACUAAGGAGACAGAGGUGGAGGAGGAGAAAUCCCCUGAAUGGGAAGUGACAGUGGGAACCUCUAUGAUGGCAAACUCCCAAACCAUCAAUGUGAAUCUGAGGAGUUUAGCAUCUCUGGGAAACAGGAAAAGUCCCUCCCCUUCCAAAAUUUCUAUUUUCCAGGAUCCAGGAGAGCCAAACCUGCAAGCAAAGGUAGGUAGUGGUGUUCAGCUCAAAGUAGAGUUUGAGUCAGAGAAGCAGCCCCAAGACCAGGUCACUGGAGUCCUGCAAGACUGCCACACUGAUGAGCUCUCCAUCACAGAUAUCUUGCCUUCUCAAGCCUCUCUGUCCAACUCCCAAAGCAUGUCCUGGAUUAACAAGUCAAUUUCCCAAGGUCUAUGUGAUGUCUUAAUGAAGGGAGGGAACAGCCAGGGGCAGAAGGAACCCAAAGCCACAAAUGUUGAAGUUCCAGGAAGGGAUGAGAAUGAAAUGCUUUGUUUAAAUGAUAAGAGAGAAGGCUUUGGGAGGCCCAGACCAGGACAGGAAAAACAAAUUUCCCAAGACCGUGAAUUGAGCCCUCUUGCCAAGGUUAAGGAAAUAGACACUCUUUCAAGCAAGUCCUUCACUUGCCUUCCAGAGAAGGAUCAGUCUCUUUCAGGAAGUUAUGUCAAGAAAAAAAUGAAAGACUUUCUACAGUCUUUUAACAUUUAUAAAAAAGGCAAAGGGAAGGAUGAUUCCCUGAAUAAAGUCAAGCUCCCAACAGGUACUGCCCAGACCCAGAGAUCAGUCACAAGUCAACUAUCCAAAGAAAAUGGGGUAGUUGAACCCCAGGCACUCAUGAAUGUUGUUGGACAGAUUUUGAUGGAUAAGUUAGGACUUCAACAUAGAAGUGGUCCAACAGAGUUAAAUGGACAUAAAGAAGAACUCCAGACUCUUGUGAGUAGGCAGUUCUGUGACCACAAAGGGUCUUCCUACUCAGAGCAAAGGCAAAUGAUUAGAGAUAUUGCCUCUGGUCACCAAGCCAGCUCCAAGAGCCAAAGCAUUCUUAAGAACAAGUGGAUUACAGAUAAGGAUAGCAAUUGGACCAGGAAGCCUAGGAAUCCUGAGCCCCCAGUCACUCCCAUCCAGCAUAGGCCAAUUGGGCUCUUCCGCGUCCACUCGCCUCCUUGGGCCCUCAAAGCCCCUGCCGGCCUCGGCGGCAUUCUGGAGGCCGCCAUUCUCACCAAGCUAGCAUACGCCACCCCCGCCCCCACCCCCAACGAUACCAUGCGCUCAGUUGCACGGGCUGGGACUCACAGAAUUGGAUCAGGAGACUUGGCAGCCCGUGGUGUCCAGGGUCCAACAGUCGCCACCGCCUUCAGGUCAUCCAGUUAG